AUGAAGAUCCUGCUAAUUAUAUUUGUCCUAAUCCUUUGGACUGAAACAUUGGCAGAUCAGAGCCCAGAACCAGGCCCUGAGUAUGCAGAUGUUGUGUUUCUGGUGGACAGCUCUGAUCACCUGGGAAUUAAGUCCUUCCCUCUGGUGAAAACGUUCAUCAACAAAAUGAUCAACAGUCUCCCCAUAGAGGCCAACAAAUACCGCGUGGCCUUGGCCCAGUACAGCGACAAGCUCCACAGUGAAUUCCAGCUGAGCACCUUCAAGAACAGGAAUCUCAUGCUGAACCACCUCAAGAGGAACUUUGUGUUCCUGGGCGGCUCCCUGAAGGUAGGAAACGCUCUCAGGGAAGCUCACAGGACCUACUUCUCUGGACCGGCAAACGGGAGAGACAAGAAACUGUUUCCCCCGAUCUUGGUGGUGCUGGCUUCCGCCGAGUCCGAGGAUGACGUGGAAGAGGCUUCCCGGGCCCUGCGGGAAGAUGGGGUAAGAAUCGUCUCCGUGGGGCUGCAGCAGGCUGCUGAGGAGAACCUGAAGGCCAUGGCCACAGCUCAGUUCCAUUACAAGCUUCGGACAGUCAGAGACCUCAGUGCGUUCUCCCAGAACAUGACGCAGAUCAUCAAGGAUGCGACUCGGUACAAGGAAGGCACAGCUGAUGCUGACAUAAAAGUUCCCUUCCCAGUGACCUGUCAGAAAGACUCGCUGGCUGACCUUGUGUUCCUAGUGGACGAGUCAUUUGGGACCAGACAAAAUUUAAGGAACCUGCAGAGCUUCCUGAAGAACAUUACCAUCUCCCUAGAUGUGAGGGACAACUGCAUACGGCUUGGACUUAUGAGUUACAGCAAUACAGCCAAGACUAUUUCUUUUCUCAAAUCAAGCACAAAUCAGUCUGCAUUUCAGGAGCAAAUCCAGAAGCUUUCUCUCCAGGCUGGGAAGUCCAAUGCUGGGGCUGCCAUUGAGAAGAUGAGAAGAGAAGGCUUCUCAGAGUCAAGUGGCAGCAGAAGGGCACAGGGAGUGCCUCAGAUAGCAGUCCUGGUUACUCACAGACCCUCAGAUGAUGAGGUACGUGAGGCUGCAAUGAAACUUCGUCUGGAGGACAUAACUGUGUUUGCCAUGAGCAUCCAAGGGGCUAACAAAACCCAGUUAGAAGAAAUAGUAUCCUACCCUCCAGGACAGACAAUUACCAUGCUAAAGUCCUAUGCAGAAUUGGAAACUUAUAGUAAGAACUUCCUGAAAAAGCUCCAGAAUGAAAUAUGGUCCCGAAUUUCUACUCGUGCUGAACAAAUGGAUCUUGACAAAACUGGCUGUGUGGAUACAAAAGAGGCCGAUCUCUAUUUCCUCAUCGAUGGCUCAACCAGCAUCCAGAAAAAGCAUUUUGAGCAAAUCAAGGACUUUAUGUUGGAGGUGAUAGACAUGUUUAGCAUUGGCCCAGACAAAGUCCGAGUUGGAGCUGCACAGUAUUCACAUAAGAAGAAAGUGGAAUUUGAUAUUCAUAUUUAUACUAAUGAUGUGGACUUAAGAAAGGCUGUUUCUAACCUUAAGCAACUCGAAGGCAACACUUAUACUGGGGCAGCCCUGGAUUUCAUGCUGCCAAUAAUAAGAGGGGGAAGGAAGAGUAGAUCCAGCGAGGUUCCAUGUCACCUCAUUGUGCUGACUGAUGGGAAAUCCGCGGAUGACGUCCUCGGACCGGCUGAGAGACUAAGGGCUGAACAAAUCACCAUCCAUGCAGUUGGCAUUGGGGAGGCUAACAAAACACAACUGCAACAAAUUGCUGGGAAAGAAGAAAGGGUUAACUUUGGGCAGAACUUUGAUGCUUUAAAAAGUAUCAAAAAUGAAGUUGUUCACAGCAUCUGCACUGAAAAAGGAUGUGAAGACAUGAAGGCCGACAUCAUGUUUCUGGUGGACAGUUCUGGAAGUAUAGGACUUGAAAAUUUUGAGAAAAUGAAGACCUUCAUGAAAAAUCUAUUAGCUAAGGUUCAGAUUGGUCCAGACAAAACUCAAAUUGGUGUCGUUCAGUUUAGUGGUUAUAAUAAGGAAGAGUUCCAGCUUAAUAAAUACUUUACACAAAAAGAAAUUUCAGAUGCAAUAGACAGAAUGUCUCUCAUUAACCAAAACACUUUGACUGGAAGUGCACUAACCUUUGUAGAUCAAUACUUCACUCACCCCAAGGGGUCCCGUCUUGGCGUCAAAAAGUUUCUUAUCCUCAUCACGGAUGGAGAAGCCCAGGACGGUGUAAGAGACCCUGCCAGAGCUCUUCGGGACAAGGGUGUGAUUAUCUUCUCUGUGGGGGUGUAUGGCGCCAAUAGGACUCAGCUAGAGGAGAUCAGUGGGGAUGGCAGCCUGGUCUUCCAAGUUGAGAAAUUUGAUCAUCUAAAAGCAAUAGAAAGUAAACUCAUCUUCCGUGUGUGCACUCUCCAUGAUUGUAAAAGUAUUAAACUGUUAGAUAUUGUGUUUGUGCUGGACCAUUCAGGCAGCAUAAAUCUGGAACAGCAAGAAAGUAUGAUUAACCUAACUAUCCAUUUGGUGAAGAAAGCGGAUGUUGGCAGGAAUCGAGUCCAGUUUGGAGCUCUCAGAUACUCUGACCAACCUGAGGUCCUUUUCUACCUCAAUACACACUCAAGCAGCUCAGCAGUCAUUGAGAAUCUGAGGAGGCGCAGGGACACUGGAGGGUCGACCUACACUGCUAAGGCUCUUGAGAGCACACACAGCCUGUUCACGGAGGAACACGGCAGCCGCAUCAAGCAAAACGUGAAGCAGAUGCUGAUCAUCAUUACCGAUGGGGAAUCCAAUGACCGAAAUGCCCUUAAUGACACAGCAUUGAAAUUAAGAGACAAAGGCAUCAUCAUCUACGCAGUGGGUGUAGGAAAGGCCAACCAAGAUGAACUUGAGGCUAUGGCAGGAAAUAAAGACAACACUAUCCACGUAGAUAAUUUCGACAAACUGAAAGAUAUUUACCUGCCUGUACAAGAAAGUAUGUGUACCAAUGCGCAAGAGGCCUGUAACAUUCAAGAAGCCGAUGUGAUUUUCUUUUGUGAUGGCUCUGACAUGGUAUCUGAUUCAGAAUUUGUAACCAUGACAACUUUCUUAUCAGACUUAAUUGAUAAUUUUGACAUUCAAUCUCAAAGAAUGAAAAUUGGGAUGGCUCAGUUUGGGAGCCGCUACCAAGAAAUUAUUGAGUUGGACAACUCUCUGAGUAAAACCCAGUGGAAGACUCGAAUUCAAACUGUCGCUAAGAGCAAAGGGCCUCCACGAAUCGACUUGGCCCUUAAACAAGUGAGCGUUAUGUUCCAUCCAUCCGCUGGUGGGAGAAGAAAUGCUGGUGUCCCUCAAACGUUGGUUGUUAUCACAUCUGGGGGUCCCCAGGCUAAUGUGGCAGAUGCAGUAAAAAUCCUGAGAGACCUUGGAAUUUGUAUCCUGGUUUUGGGCAUAGGACCCGUUCAUAAGGAACAGCUUCUGCCGAUAGCAGGCAAUUCUGAAAAAAUCAUCACUUUUCAAGACUUUAAUAAAUUAAAGAAUGUGGAGGUGAAAAAAAGGAUUGUCCGGGAUAUCUGCCAGAGAUGCGGGAAGACAAAUUGCUUUGUGGACAUAGUGGUCGGGUUUGACAUUUCCACUCACUUGCUGGGGCAGCAGUUGUUCCAUGGUCACCCCCGGCUAAAAUCAUACCUCCCAGGCAUCAUAGAGGACAUCACCUCCAUCAGGGGUGUGAGCUGUGCAGCAGGUGCACAGACGCACGUGAGUGUGGCCUUUAAGGUGAAUAAUGACCAAGAAUUCCCUGCCAAGUUCCAAAUCUACCAGGAAACAAUAUUUGACAGCCUGCUGCAAGUCACCGUCAACGGGCCAACUCAUCUGAAUGCACAGUUCUUGCAGUCACUGUGGGACACGUUUGAGGAUAAAUCUGCAUCCCGAGGACAGGUGCUACUCAUCUUUUCAGAUGGCCUUGGGGGUGAAAGCAUCACAAUGCUUGAAAAUCAGUCGGACAGGCUCAGAGAAGCAGGACUUGAUGCUCUGCUGGUAGUGGCCCUAAACACAGCUUCUCAUGACGAAUUUUCCAGCUUUGAAUUUGGAAAAGGAUUUGAUUACAGGACUCACCUGAACAUUGGAAAUAGAGACCUGGGCACAAUGCUGUCACAGUAUCUGGGAAACAUUGCAGAGAGAAAGUGCUGCUGUACACUUUGCAAGUGUCCAGGGACUCCAGGACCUCAUGGGACCCAAGGACUACAAGGCUCAAAGGGUUCUCUAGGUCUGAAAGGCAGCAGAGGACACAGGGGAGAGGAUGGAAGCCCUGGAAGCCGAGGAGAAAUUGGACCCCCAGGAGAUAAAGGGAUUGCAGGAUGUCCUGGGCAGGAGGGUCAAAAGGGAGCCAAAGGAUUUUCUGGAUAUAAGGGAGCACAGGGAGACGAUGGGAUCGAUGGAGUCGACGGGGAAGAGGGCUUUCAUGGAUUUCCUGGGAAAAAGGGAGAAAAAGGUGAUCCAGGAUCCCAGGGCAGCCCAGGUUCCAGAGGCCCCCCUGGGGGAUAUGGGGAGAAGGGCUUCCCAGGGGAUCCUGGUAAUCCAGGACAAAACAAUAACAUCAAAGGACAGAAGGGCUCCAAAGGAGAACAAGGAAGACAAGGUAGUACCGGACAGAAAGGGACACAAGGCAGUCCUAGUCCCAGAGGAAGCAGGGGAAGAGAAGGCCAAAGAGGACACUAUGGUGCCCCGGGGGAGCCGGGAAAUCCUGGACCUAAAGGUGCACAGGGAGCUGAAGGAUUACAAGGCCCACAGGGGUUAAACGGAAUUCCUGGCAGGAAAGGAGAGAUGGGAAGAGAGGGGCACAAAGGACCUCAGGGUUCUCCUGGGCCAAUGGGAGCGAAAGGGAGCGUUGGAAGACCUGGACCUUUGGGAAAAAAAGGAGAACUUGGAAUCCCUGGAGAUCCUGGGCCAGUGGGGCAAGCUGGACAGCGAGGAAAACAGGGAGAUUACGGCAUCCCAGGCUAUGGUCACAUGGGACAAAAAGGAGUAAAGGGUCCAAGAGGAUUUCCUGGAGAUAUGGGGCAAAAGGGUGAAGUUGGCAAUCCUGGAAUUCCUGGGGGGCCCGGACCCAAAGGAUUUAGGGGACUAAGACUCCCUGGGGGCUUGAAAGGUAUGGAGGGAUCUCAAGGACUCCAAGGCCCUCCUGGACGAAGAGGCCCUAAAGGCAUGCCUGGGAAGCCUGUAUAUUCUCAAUGUGAUCUGAUCCAGUUCAUGCGGAACCAUAGUCCUUGUUGGAAAGAAAAGUGUCCAGUGUAUCCGACAGAGCUGGUAUUUGCCUUGGACCAGUCCUACGGUACCACAGAGCAGAGAUUUAAUGAAAUGAGGGACAUCAUCAUUUCUAUUGUCAAAGACCUUAACAUCAGAGAAAAUAAUUGCCCUGUGGGAGCAAGAGUUCUUGUUGCUUCCUAUGACUCAGACACCAGCUACCUCACCCGUUGGUCUGACUACCAUAGCAAGAAAAAACUCCUCCAGCUUCUUUCCCAAAUAAAAUAUCAAAUCCCUGCAAAAGCCCAAGACAUUGGUAAUGUGAUGCGGUUUGUAGCCCGGAACAUUUUCAAGCGGACAUAUGCAGGAGCCAAUGUGAGGAGAGUUGCUGUGUUUUUUAGCAAUGGACAAGCAACCAGUAGGUCAUCCAUCAUCGCAGCCACCAUGGAGCUUAGUGCCCUGGAUAUCAGCCCAGCAGUCUUUGCUUUUAAUGAAAGGGCUUUCCUUGAUGAGACUUUUGGGUUUGACGACACUGGCACAUUUCAAGUGAUUCCAGUGCCUUCAGAUGGAGAAUAUGAACCAUUAGAAAGACUUCAGCGCUGUACCCUUUGCUAUGAUAAAUGUUUUCCAAAUGUUUGCAUCAAAGAGGUUCUUGUACCUGAAAAUUCACACAUGGAUAUAGCCUUCCUUUUAGACAAUUCUCGGAAUAUAGCAAAUGAUGAGUUUAAGGCUGUGAAAGACUUGGUGAGCUCAAUGCUGGACAACUUCAACAUUGCUUCAGACCCUUUAAUCUCAGACUCUGGUGAUAGAAUUGCCUUGUUGAGCUAUUCUCCUUGGGAUAGUUCCAGGAGAAAGACAAAAGUGGUUAAAACAGAGUUUGCAUUUACAACUUAUGACAAUCUAGCUGUAAUGAAGAGCCACAUUCAGAAUUCCCUUCAACAGCUAAAUGGAGAAGCCACCAUUGGCCAUGCCCUACUGUGGAUCAUGGAGAAUCUCUUCCCAGGAACAGCCAACCUGAGAAAACACAAGGUCAUCUUUGUGGUCUCAGCUGGAGAAAAUCGUGAGAGACAGGAAUUCUUAAAGAAGAUGGCUCUGAGGGCCAAGUGCCAAGGCUAUGUCAUAUUUGUGAUUUCCCUGGGUUCUACACAUAAGGACGACAUGGAAGAGUUAGCCAGCUACCCACUUGAUCACCAUCUGAUACAACUUGGGAGAAUUCAUAAACCAGAUUUGGAUUAUAUUGUGAAGUUUUUAAAGCCAUUUGUGUACUCAAUCAGACGAGGAUUCAAUCAGUAUCCACCACCGAUGCUGGAGAAUGCCUGUAGACUCAUCAAUUCAGAAAUAGAGGAUCAUCAAAAUUACGAUCUCCUGUUUACUAAUGAACCACAUGAGAUCUCUUCAGGAGAGAACAGUUUUGUUAGCCAGGAAUUAAAUGCUGGGAGAGACUCAUCUUUCGUUUUUGAGGACAAUGGAAGUGACCAUUUGGUUUACAUUCCAAGCCAAAUGUUCAUGCCACCAUUAUUAAUGACUAAAUAUGAAAAAGAUCAGAAUUCUGAAGAAAUUGCAAGUCUCAUUUCUGGAUAUGAAAACCAUGGCAGAGAAGAACCAGGUCUCAAUGAUGAACCUGGAGAUGUCUCUCUUCAUGAAUAUUUCAUGGAUGUGGCUUUCCUCAUUGAUGCUUCCCAAAGAGUAGGAAAUGAUGAAUUUCAGGAAGUGAAAGCUUUUAUAACCUCAGUGCUUGAUUACUUUCAUAUUGCCCCAAAUCCACUGACCUCCACUUUAGGAGAUAGAGUGGCCGUCCUGAGCUACUCUCCUCCAGGCUAUGUGCCCAAUGGUGAAGAAUGCCCUGUCUCCCUGGAAUUUGAUUUGAUUACUUAUGACAGUAUAUAUCAAAUGAAACAUCAUCUCCGGGACUCUCUUCAACAGCUUAAUGGAGAUGUUUUUACUGGCCAUGCUCUGCAGUGGACAAUUGACAAUGUCUUUGCAGGAACCCCCAACCUGAGGAAAAACAAAGUUAUCUUUGUUAUAUCUGCUGGAGAAACCAACCCAUUAGACAAGGAAGUCUUAAGAAAUGUAUCUCUGAGAGCCAAGUGUCAGGGCUACUCCAUAUUUGUGUUUUCCUUUGGUCCUAUACACAGUGACAAGGAAUUAGAAGAAUUAGCCAGCCACCCACUGGAUCAUCACUUAGUCCAGCUUGGCCGAACCCACAAGCCAGAUCUGAAUUAUAUCAUCAAGUUUGUGAAGCCAUUUGUCCAUUUGAUCAGGAGCGCCAUCAAUAACUAUCCUCCUGCAGAGCUGAGACCCAAGUGUGUUAACAUCACCGCCCCUAACCCAAAGAACGUUAGCACAGAAAACACUGCAUUCCUUAUUCCUGAGGUGUAUGAAAUAGAGGCAGAAAGCAGUGAGCUGUUUGGUGAAUUUGAUUCCCAGGAGCAGCACGUCUUUGUAUUAGGGAACGAUCACAGUAAUGGCUCUGAGACUGUGACUGAUUUGAUCCAGAAGUUAUACAAGCUCUUUUCAACCAAGGAACUGAUGAUGAAAGACAAGGAAGAAGCACAUUCAGAAAAAAUUACGGCUCCAGCAAAUGAUAAACAACAAGAUAAAAAAGAUGGUGAGGACACAAGAUGA
Molecule: messenger RNA, 7839 nt
Organism: Pteropus alecto (black flying fox)
Lineage: Eukaryota; Metazoa; Chordata; Mammalia; Chiroptera; Pteropodidae
Gene: COL6A5
Product: collagen type VI alpha 5 chain
Exons: 40
Coding region: 1-7839 (2612 amino acids)
Biological process (GO): extracellular matrix organization
Molecular function (GO): extracellular matrix structural constituent conferring tensile strength
Source: RefSeq, a predicted model, not a curated record